Molecule: messenger RNA, 956 nt
Organism: Brassica rapa (field mustard)
Lineage: Eukaryota; Viridiplantae; Streptophyta; Magnoliopsida; Brassicales; Brassicaceae
Product: 40S ribosomal protein S15-4
Biological process (GO): translation; ribosomal small subunit assembly
Cellular component (GO): cytosolic small ribosomal subunit; ribosome
Molecular function (GO): RNA binding; structural constituent of ribosome
Source: RefSeq, a predicted model, not a curated record
CCCACUUGUGGAACUUGGUAAAUGUUCUAAGGUAAUGUUGCUCGGUCAAUAAUCUGUCGUUGAUAAUCUGUUCUAAGAUAAUACUGUUAUGAUCUAGCUAGUUUUCCUCAUUUAUAUUUUUGACUUGGCUAGUUUUGGUUUUUAUUUUUAUUUUUAUUUUUCUAGGCCUUAUUUUCCGAAAAAGGCCCUGAUAAAUUAAAAGGAAUAUUUUUUUUUGGUUUAAUUAAAACGAAUAUUUUGUUUACAUGGAAAUGAUUCUAGGGUUUUCCCAAGGUAUAUAAUUGCUGCCUAAGUUAAGUUGUUUAUCGCUUGCGCAGACACUGCUUUGAGGCUUUCUCAAUUUGUAGGGGUUUCAACAAUCUGAACAAUGGCGGAUGCAGUUCCUGCGGCUGGGAUCGUGAAAAAGAGAACGUUCAAGAAGUUCUCUUACAAAGGUGUCGAUCUCGAUGCUCUUCUCGACAUGUCUACCGAUGAUCUUGUCAAGCUCUUCAGUUCCCGUAUUCGCAGAAGGUUCUCUAGAGGGUUGACGAGGAAGCCUAUGGCUUUGAUCAAAAAAUUGCGCAAAGCGAAAAGGGAUGCACCAGCUGGUGAGAAGCCAGAAGCAGUGAGAACACACCUAAGGAACAUGAUCAUCGUGCCGGAAAUGAUUGGAAGUGUCAUUGGUGUAUACAACGGAAAGACAUUUAACCAAGUCGAGAUCAAACCCGAGAUGAUUGGUCAUUACUUGGCUGAGUUUUCGAUCUCAUAUAAGCCUGUUAAGCACGGUAGGCCUGGUGUUGGCGCCACUAACUCCUCCAGGUUUAUCCCUCUCAAGUGAAGAAUCUACUCUACUUUUGCUUCUUUGCUCUGGUUUUUUUUUCUUUACUAUGUUAUGUCUUUUGUUUCUUUGCUCUACUUUAGAUUUGGUCUAAAAACAUCUUCAUGCGUUUAAAUAAUAGAGAGCGUUUUUCUGAAUA